Messenger RNA from Aspergillus niger, 924 nucleotides. RefSeq lists its product as uncharacterized. The transcript is spliced from 4 exons. The coding region runs from base 1 to 924 and encodes 307 amino acids. NCBI's taxonomy places the organism in Eukaryota, Fungi, Ascomycota, Eurotiomycetes, Eurotiales, Aspergillaceae. The record is from RefSeq and is a predicted model, not a curated record.
AUGUCUCGCCGCGAAGAUUCCAAGGCUAGGGAUGACACUGUCACCGUUAAUGUUGAAGACUUUACCCGCACUCGCGACAGUGUUGUCUCUAGCCUAGUGCAGCUGUCGGCGGCUGUCUCCGAGCUGACCAAGGCCUAUCUCAACCAUGCCGAUACUGUCCUGGGCCGCACCCCCACUGCUCUGGACAUCAGCAGCAUCACCGGCAUCACCAGCUCUCUGUAUGAGUCUGGCCUGCUUGGUGCGCGUGCCACCAGCCCUGGCGCCAAGUCCGAAGUGGGCGAGAAGAAGAAGCGCAAGCGUGCUCCCCCGGACCCCAACGCUCCCAAGCGCGCCUUGACCCCCUUCUUCCUCUACAUGCAGCACAACCGCUCCCGUAUUGCUGAGGAGCUGGGCCCCAAUGCUAAGCCUAAGGAAGUCUCUGACGAGGGUACUCGCCGUUGGGCUGAGAUGCCUGAAGUCCAGAAGGAGGUCUGGAAGAAGCUGUAUGCGGACAACCUUGCUGUCUACAAGGAGAAGGUGAAGGCCUACAAGGCUGGCCUCCCUUACUCGGACGAUGCCAAGGCUGCCAGCCAGCUGCACCAGGGUAUUGAGGGCGCCGAGGCCACCGAGGCGUCUGAGGAUGAGGAGCAGGAGUCCGAGGAAGAGUCCGAGGAGGAGUCCUCUCCCGAGCCGGUCAAGGAGCCCACUCCCCCGCGCAGCACCAAGCGCCGUCGUAGCGAGGGUAAGCCUGCUGCUAAGGAGGCACCGACCCCCAGCGAGAAGAAGAAGGAGUCCCCCGAGAAGAAGAAGCGUGGGGCCGCUGCCCGGAAGGAGAAGGAGCAGGAAGAGACCCCUGCUCGCAAGGCUGCGGGUGGCGAGAACAAGCGCGCCACCAAGAAGAAGCGCAAGAGCGAGGCCGGUGCUGAGGACUGCUACGUGAUGUAA